AUGACGGACGUAGAGAAUGCGCUCUCCGUAGCAGAACGAGGGGAACUGAGGCGCUCCCUGGCAGCUACAAAAGACCCAUACAUCGCCGCAAUCCCAAAAGUCGAACUCCACAUUCACAUAGAAGGUAUCAUAAGUGCAGAUCUGAAGUGGAAGUUCUCGCAGCGGAAUGGCCAACCAAUCAUCAACCCACGAACCGGUCAAUCCUUCUCUUCACUUGCUGAGCUUCGGGAUUCACAUGACACCUUAAAGCCGCGUACGGGGAACCGCAUGGACAACAGUGAAGAGACUUUGUCCUUUUUCGAGGCUUACUAUGGUGGCUUUGAGGCCCUCAAGACUCAGCAGGACUAUUAUGAUCUUGCUAUGGAUUACUACGAACAUGCAGCAGCGACGAACGUGCGAUAUGCAGAGAUUUUCUUUGAUCCGCAAGGCCAUACGCGCGUUGGGACGAGUUGGGAGAUGAUGAUGGAAGGUUUCCGAGCAGCGCAGCGGAAAGCUGAGCAGGACCUCAACGUGAAGUCUGCUUGGAUCAUGUGCUUCCUUCGGGAUGAAACACCAGAGUCCGCAAUGGAACACUAUGACGCAGCACUCAAAUACCGCGAUAUGAUAGUAGGAAUUGGCCUCGACUCCAAUGAAGUUGAUAGACCACCAUCGCUAUUUGAUGAAGUCUUUGUAAGAGCUAGGAAUGAUGGCUUCCGUCUUACGGCGCACUGCGAUGUUGGCAAGCCCUAUCCUCUCGAACACAUUCAUCAGGUGGCGACGAGUAUUGCAGGCACAGGGGCCGAUAGAAUCGACCACGGACUCAAUGCUGCUAGCGAUACAGAUCUCAUGACUCUUAUCAAGGGAAAAGACCUCGGCAUGACAAUCUGUCCUUGGUCGUACAUCCGCCAUCAACCAAUGGACGAGGUUUUCCAGCGAAUUCGAACUCUCUUCGACGCUGGCAUCAAGAUUGCUAUUGCAAGCGACGAUCCAGCGUUUAUGGAGGACACAUGGGCGCUGGAGAAUUUGCUAGUGGUGAAGAGGUACUGUGGCUUUACAAAUCUAGAAAUUCAAAGGCUGGCGGAGAAUGCUAUAAAGAUGUGCUGGACUUCUGAAGAUGCGAGAGAGGAGAUGUUACGCGAGCUGUAUAACAUCGAACCAGGAACUUAG
Messenger RNA from Alternaria arborescens, 1146 nucleotides. RefSeq lists its product as hypothetical. The record is from RefSeq and is a predicted model, not a curated record. Gene Ontology annotation, cellular component: cytosol. Lineage: Eukaryota; Fungi; Ascomycota; Dothideomycetes; Pleosporales; Pleosporaceae. Gene Ontology annotation, molecular function: adenine deaminase activity. Gene Ontology annotation, biological process: hypoxanthine salvage; adenine catabolic process. The transcript is spliced from 2 exons. The coding region runs from base 1 to 1146 and encodes 381 amino acids.